This is a messenger RNA of Gavialis gangeticus (Gharial), 2579 nucleotides long. It is a transcript of the gene CCDC138, whose product is annotated as coiled-coil domain containing 138. The record is from RefSeq and is a predicted model, not a curated record. NCBI's taxonomy places the organism in Eukaryota, Metazoa, Chordata, Crocodylia, Gavialidae. The coding region runs from base 59 to 2065 and encodes 668 amino acids. The transcript is spliced from 15 exons.
GAGGCGGGGGGUUCGGAUCCCGCGGACUGCUGCAGGCGCGCGCGGAGGCCAGGGGGCUAUGACGAGUGCGGCUCUGAGCCGCUCCCUGGAGCGCCUGAGGCGGCGCUACCUGCGCGGGGACCCGGGACCCGUGGGGGAUUGUCUUUCAGGUGCAUUACAGACCAAAUCUAAGAGUGAGAAUUCCCCAACGUACACAGGUAACCUGGACAGUUUGUUGGAUAAUACAGUUAUUUCUUUGUCCAUAAAUGCUUCACAAUCAAAAUCUUCUCAAAUAGGAAGAAAGUACUACACCAAACCUUUUGACGAUUUGUGUAAGAAGUUUAAAAAUUUGGAUUGCUUUGAUGAUGAACUAAAUUAUCUUCAUGAUUCAAGUCAGCUAGAACUAGAAGAAGAGGAUAUUGUAAAUGUUUAUGGAAAUGAUGUAAUUAAAAAUACAGCCAUGCACGCAGAAACAGAUGUCACCUUACCAUCUAAUUUGGCAGCAAAUACAGUCACAGGUAGUGAUUACAAUACCAGCAGUGAUCUAGGAAGGAAGACUCGGAGCAGGCCAGAGACUAAAGCAUUGAGUGGUCAGAGCUUGAUACCAUCUCAUAUCAAACAGAUUUAUCAGGAGUUAUUUGUUAUACAUCAAAAACUGCAGCAAGAAAAUUCAGCACAACAGGAAUACGCUCUGCAGCUUCAGAAGCGAGAACAGUUUUUAGCUGAACGAGAAGCAUUGCUUUUCAGACAUGAAGCUGCUUUGACUAAGAUAAGGGGUGUUGAGGAAGAAGUCCAUGCAAAAUUUCAAAUGAUAAAGGAGCAAUAUGAGACAGAAGUUAAACAGCUGUCAGAUGCAUUGAGAGAGAAGACUAAAGAAAACAAGAGGCUCAAAUCAUCAUUUGACACUUUGAAGGAAAUGAAUGACUCCUUAAGAAAACAGUUAAGUGAUGCUAGUGAGCAGAACAAGAAGUUGGAAGUCGAAGCAAGAAAAGUUCAAGCCCGGUUAGAGAAUUUACAAAGAAAGCAUGAGUUUUUGGUAAUACAGAAGUCAAAAGAUGUUUCUCAAGCAGUGCAACAAAGUAAACCUGUCAAGCAGGAAAAAACGGUAUCAACAUCAAAAAUUGCUAAGGUACCACUUAAUUUGCAUGUUUAUGACCUGUUAACUGUUCUUAUGGAUUGGAUCUCAGAUCAGUACCUCAGUAAAAUGAAAGCUGAGGAAGAAAGAGAAAACAGUCACAAAGUGAUGUGCACCUCCCAAAAAAAUUACACACAAGAGAAAUGUGCAAAGCUCCUACCUAUGGUUGCCGAGCAACUUCAGUGGAUGCCAUUUGUAAAUCCUCAACUGCAUAGGUCUGUGAUUAAAUUUAUUUACUGGGCUCUACGGCAGCUAGACAGUGGGACACAGCAUGCAACUAUGACAUCAACAAUGAGGAGACUUGGUGAAGACAUAUUCAGAGGAAUAAUAAGUAAGGGAAAUCAGCAUAAUUCUUCUGAACAACCUACUGACAAUAAACCAAAGUCAGCUGCUUUCUUUAAGAGUUCCAUUUUGCCUUUGAGAUUUGUGUCAACUUUAAUAGUACUCAAAACAGUAACACAAGCUGAUUACCUGGCUCAGGCAUUUGAUUCCCUUUGCAUGGACUUGAAGACAGAUGAAGGGAAGACCAUAUUUUUGGAGUACCAAUCUGUGCCUGUCAUAUUAAGUCACUUAAAAAUAUCCAGUAGAGGUCUGCUUUCCAAUGCUCUUGAUGCCUUACUUCAGAUGACAAUGGAAUCUGGUUUCUUGCAACCUUUCCUGGAAGCCUGUAGUAACGAGUCCUUUUUCCGUACUUGCUCUGUGUUGCUUCGAAACCCUAAACUAGAUCUUCAGAUACUGGAAAAACUCAGCAUUUUACUGCAAAAGCUCUCCAGAAUCAAAAGUAAUAAGAAGAUGUUUGAACUAUUUACUCUUCACCUAAUGAUCCAAGAGCUGCAGAGGACAACACAUCCAGAUCAUGCUUUUCUCUCUAUUAACCUCAAUUCAAUUCUUUUUAAUUUGGGCUUAACAAAGAGCAACUCCCUUGUCUCCAGUCUAAACACAAGUCACUAAUUAACCAUAUUUUACUGUGAAUUAUUUUGUAUUGAUAUUUGUUCAGUCUUUUGCUAGUUAUAAAAAAUAGGCUAGCUAACAAGGACAUCAGGAUUUUAUUUACUAUUCAAUGUGUAGUUUAUGACUUACAACAUAUUACCUUCAUAUGAACUCAUGAAAAUGGAAAGUAGUACAUUUCAAAAUACUGUUUGUUCAAUUUAGCUGAAAUUUUGCUCUAGAUUUCAGUGGCCUGUACUGUCCUACUCAUUCACCCCAAGCAGCACCAUCUCCACAAGGAGACUUCUAGUAUUAGCCUUCCUCAGUGAUGUAAAGUUAAUUAUUCCUUUUAAUCUUCAAAGUGUUUUACGGGUAUUUAUUAUAAUUAUCACAUAAUAGAGAAACAUUAGUAUUUUCAUAAGUAUAUAUCAGAAAGAUGAUUGUUUUGAUUAUUGAAGCCAAAUUUUGGUAAAAUUAAACAUGCUACAGAUGUGUAUGAUUUGAUGUGCAUUGAAUAAAAGCCUCUGUGAUUCCAAUA